This is a messenger RNA of Alnus glutinosa, 2751 nucleotides long. Its product is annotated as ankyrin repeat-containing protein ITN1-like. Gene Ontology annotation, molecular function: protein binding. The coding region runs from base 166 to 2568 and encodes 800 amino acids. The transcript is spliced from 8 exons. The record is from RefSeq and is a predicted model, not a curated record. NCBI's taxonomy places the organism in Eukaryota, Viridiplantae, Streptophyta, Magnoliopsida, Fagales, Betulaceae.
GAGCCGUAGAUAUAGAUCUCACCGGCCAUUUCUUUAAAUAUUGAAGUCUGUCUACUCAAAACCAGUAUUGCAAAGUGUCUGUCUACUCAAAACCAGUAUUGCAAAGUGGGACUGACUUAUGAGCUUCGGUUUGGGAAGACAGUCCGUCGUCUAAACCUAUUAAACAUGGAGAUAAAGGGUGGCUUGACUGUAGCUGCCCUUCAAGUUCUUGACAAACAUAAUUAUGUGGCUUGGACUGUUCGGGUAAAAACUUAUUUGAUGGCAUACGAUCUUUGGGACUUAAUUGAAGGAACCACCGGACCUCCAAGUCAUGAUGAGGCUGCUUUUAAGGCUUGGAGUAUGAAGAAUUCGACAGCCUUAAAUGUAAUCCAAAUUUCAUGCGGACCGGACACAUUUUCUAAGAUUAUUCAUAUUAGUUCUGUAAAAAUCGCUUGGGAUACAUUGGCAAAAAAGUUUCUUCGUGUUCUUGAGGAAGAUAAUUAUGUGGAUUGGAGUGUUCAAAUAAAAACCUAUUUGAAGGCCCAUGAUCUUUGGGAGAUAAUUGAAGCAACCACUGAACCUCCCAGGGAAGAUGAUGAAGCUGCCUUUAAGGCUUGGAGUAAGAAGAAUUCCACAGCCUUACAUGUAAUCAAAAUUUCAUGCGGAACAAAAACAGAUUUUGAGAUUAUUCAGAUUACUUCGGCGAAAACCGCUUGGGAUAUGUUGGCAGAGAAGUAUGCCGUGCCUACAGGCAGUGACGAAAAUGGGAACGUUGACUAUGUUCAGUAUGAGGCCUUAAGAGAGGCUCUGAAAAGUGGUGAUUGGAAUGCUGUAGAGGAGUUCCUUCAGCGCCAGCCCGAUGCAAGGAGUGCAAAAAUCACGUUUUUAGGCCAAACGGCUCUUCACCUUGCUGUUAUUGCUGGACAUGAGUGUAUAGUGGAGAAAUUAGUGGAUGUAAUGUCGGUGGAAGACUUGGCAAUUCUAGAUACGGAUGGCAACACAGCUCUACCUUAUGCAAUUAGUGCGGGAAACUACAAGAUGACUGCAUGCAUGAUUGGAAAGAACAACAACUUGGUCAGCAUUAAAUAUUCGAAGUCAAGUAAUAUUCCAGCUAAUAGGGCUUUUUACAAUGGGCAUACAGAGUUGGCUGGAUAUCUCUAUUCUCACACUCCAUUGGAACAUCUAACGCAAGAAAAUGCCGUCGACGGCGCUACAGUUUGUACCUUUGCUAUAUAUAGCCGAUGUUUAGAUAGUGCUUUGGAUUUAAUUAGGAAGUGUCCACGUUUGGCUCUUGCUCAAGACAAUGAGGAUCGGUCCCCUUUGUACGCUUUGGCCGAUAUGCCUAAUGCAUUCCCAAGUGGAGAUGGGCUCGUGUUUUGGAAACGAUGGAUCUACAACUACUGUAUAUACAUUCAACCGGCUUGGGCCACCAAGGAAAUUCGUUUGAACAUUCAAGACGUAGAAAAAAGUCGAAGUGAUCAAAUAAAAUUCUUUGGAUCAGUGCUAGCUCUAUUGCGCCAGCUAGUUUCGAAUCUCCUUAACUUCUUGGGAAUCAAGGAUUUAUAUGGAUCGAAAUUAGUUCACGCCAAGUCCCAUGAACUUCUGGUUCACAUGUGCAAAGAAGUUUCAAUUUUGAAUGAGAAGCAAAGGAAGAAAGGUCAACUUUAUGAUGCCAUCUUCCGUUCUAUCGAGAAAGGAAAUUUUGAUUUUAUUUUUGGUAUGGUCAAAGCAAAUCCAGACCUUAUAUGGAGCCGUAAUGGAGAUAGCACAUCCAUAUUUUCACAUGCUGUCCUACAUCGGCAAGCAAAAAUCUUUAGCCUUAUAUACCAGCUUGCUGACAAGAAAACUAUGACAAGUUGGGCUAAUAAGAAAAGCAAUAUCAUGUUACAUAUGGCAGGAAUGACAGGAGCUUCGAUUCUACUUAAUCGAAUCCCAGGGGCGGCUUUGCAGAUGCAAAAGGAACUACAAUGGUUUAAGGAGGUGGAAAGUAUUGGCAUUCCCAGGUGUAAGGAAUAUUUGAACACUGAUGGUUUGACUCCUAGGGAAUUGUUUACAAAGAACCACAUAGACUUGAAGAAAGAAGGAGAAAAAUGGAUGAAGGGCACAGCAACUUCUUGUACAGUGGUAGGCGCUCUCAUUGUUACUAUUAUGUUUGCUGCAGCCUUUACUGUUCCAGGUGGUAACAAUCAAGAUACUGGCUUCCCUGUAUUCUUAGAUGAAAGAUUGUUCAUGCUCUUUAUAAUAUCCGAUGCCUUGUCGCUCUUUUCCUCCACAACUUCAGUCGUGAUGUUUUUGGGAAUCCUAACAUCACGCUAUGCAGAAGAUGAUUUCCUUGAAUCCUUGCCAAGAAAGAUGAUCAUAGGACUUUCCACUCUUUUCUUUUCCAUUGCAGCCAUGAUGAUAGCAUUUUCUACUGCUCUUUUAAUUAUGCUACAAGGACAAUAUUCAUGGAUAAUCAUUCCUGUCAUUUGUUUGGCUAGUGUACCUGUCACCUUAUUCAUAUUGAUGCAAUUUCCCCUUCUUGUUGACAUGUGCAUGUCAACUUACGGACCAGGCAUCUUUGAUAAGAAAAUGGGGAGGUGGGUAUGACGUUCCUCAUUUUGUUGUAUAAUGUAAAUGUUUUCCAAGAAGAAUUGGCAUACUAGCCAAAACUAACGAUUUUUUUUGUCUAGGACAGAUGACUGAUAAAUCUUCAUUUGGUUUAUUUUGCCUAUUUUGUGAUUCAUCCAGAUAGUUUAAGACCAAUUAUCAUUAUAUCUUUUUAUUAUUAAA